Molecule: messenger RNA, 2295 nt
Organism: Metarhizium brunneum ARSEF 3297
Lineage: Eukaryota; Fungi; Ascomycota; Sordariomycetes; Hypocreales; Clavicipitaceae
Source: RefSeq, a predicted model, not a curated record
AUGGACGGUGACAGCUCUGGCUCCAAUAUCCCGGGACAUGUGCCCGGCCCUGCUGUGAACCCUCAAGCUCAUGCUCAAGCCCAGGCUCAAGCUCAGACCCAGAUCCAUGCUAAUGCCCGUGGUUCGGGUGAACGGUCCGAGGGCGUCUCUGACCUAGGAAGUCAAGGCCGCCCCCGCAAAUUUGUGAUACAAAGCACCUUUGGUGUACCCAGAGAGAGGAGGAGUCGAAAGAGUCGGCCGUGCGAUGCAUGUCGCCGCCGGAAGACUGCUUGCAUUAUCACUACGGAGCCUCCAUGUGCCUUCUGUAAGAGUAGGGGGAUAGUAUGCCAGUCCACGUCGACUACAGAUGGGCCACUACUACGACAGCAAUCGGGCUCCGAGGGUGGCUCUACGAACUCUUCCAAGCCUGCAGGUGCAGAUCAUUCUUUCCCCGACUCUGGCCCUGGUGAUUCUGGAGGGCGGGAUGCAACAGACAUUUUGGCCAGCCCGAAUACCAUCAAGUCUAGUCCUCGACCUAUCACCUCACCCUCCAAUGUCUCCGUUUCUGCAGCCAGUGACUGCUCUCCCCGCACAGGCUAUGAAGCAAGUUCUGGUAGCUACUUCAUGGAUAUUGUACAACCUACAUUGAACUCUCCGGAAUCGUCAUGUAUCAGCGGCGCAGGCUCAGUUCAUACACUGGAAGAUAAUCCCGGCAGAGCGACCUACUUUCUCGGUCGUACUGCUGAGCAAGACCCUUUUGUUCUAGAUGCCUUUAGUUAUGGCAUCUUAAGUGAGACGGCAACCGUUGACGCCAAUGUAGUCCAGCUGCACCGUGGCGGCUCGGAUGUCGACGACCUCCCGCUCCAUUUCCUCUUCCUGUCCAUGGGUCACCCCAAGCACACCAAUGAAACGAGGGAACAGGCUUCCGAUGCCAUCGAGACAAAAGUCUGGCCGCACGCUGACGUGCUCGUCGCGCUGUAUUUCAAGCAUGUGCACCCGGUUUUGCCAAUAGUAUCCAAGGUUCGCUUCCUUCGCCGCUAUGCAGGCAACAGCAAGUCGAUACCAGGAUGUCUACGUGGCGCGGUGUACGCUCUCGCAUCUGUUUUCUGGGCAGAGGACCCCAGCACUCGCCGUGGGGACCGAUUUCCCUUGGAGCAACACGAGAUUGUCGAUCAGGCUCAUAGAGCCCUUCGCAGAGAAAUAGAAAACCCCAACUUCUUUGUUUUGCAGGCUUGUUUGCUCUUGAUACACGUCCAACCGCCUUCCAUCGAUGCCAUGGAAGCGCCGUCAACUUUCACGUUGAGUGCGCAAGCUACCGCAUGUGCGCAACUGAUUGGACUUCACCAAGAUCCUGGCGAUUGGAAUUUGGAGAUUGUUGAAAAGAAGUUGAGGAAGAAGCUCUGGUGGGCGGCCUUUGUAACAGAUUGCUGGGCUGCGGUUUCACACGGCAACCCUCCUCAUAUCGGCGAAACCUCGUACAACACUACUAUGCUCGAUAUAGAUGAUCUUCGCUGCGAUGAAGAUGUACCUGAGGAAUUGCAGCAUCUUGUUGACCGUUCGAGUUGGUCCUUUGAUGUCGCAUCAGGUGCUCGAUUUUUGGAAACGAUAAAAAUCACCCGAUUACUGCGAGGCGUCAUUGAUAGCAAUUUUCAAGUCGACACGAGAACGACAGACUUGCAUCAACGAAUAGCGUCCCGUAACCAACUCGCUGACAUACACGACAAAUUGAAGGAUUGGCCCAGCCUGAUACCCUCUUGUUUGGUUGUUUCUCGAAAUAGAGAACCUGCCACUUCCUGCUAUAACUGCCCCCUUCAUCUGACUUUUUACGCAACAAAGGUCCUCCUUUAUCGAGCCUUGAUGCAUCCUGCUACUAAAGCUGCGAAGACGGACCCUAACUCUAAUCUGAGACAGUGGUUUCCAUUUGCGAUUGCGGAUUUUGGGUGGUUCACGGAGUUUUUCAUCAGUAUCAACCCCGGUGACCUAAGAGGUUUCUGGGGUCGUCAUGCUCGAUCUCAGCUAAUUCUCUGUGGAAACUUCUUGGUUUAUCUAUUUCUUAUGGCAGCUGAAAGAGAGCACAUUGAAGCUGCACAUAGAAUGCUGGAAACCUUCCGAGUAAAGGUCAAUAAUAUAGCCGACACAGAUCAUGUUCCGACACGAGCCCUGAUUCGAGCUACGACGAUUCGCACAAACUCGUUCUUUUCACAGGCCGCAGCCGUAAUGCGCCACGGCCCGGAAGCGUCCAUCACAGAACCUAUAACGAUAUGUGGAGUUGACGGGCCAAUCAAGGGCCAACAGGGCACAGGACAAUUCCCCUAG